Messenger RNA from Pectinophora gossypiella (pink bollworm), 3580 nucleotides. Its product is annotated as TOX high mobility group box family member 3-like. The coding region runs from base 324 to 2366 and encodes 680 amino acids. The transcript has 14 exons. Gene Ontology annotation, molecular function: chromatin DNA binding. Lineage: Eukaryota; Metazoa; Arthropoda; Insecta; Lepidoptera; Gelechiidae. Gene Ontology annotation, cellular component: nucleus. The record is from RefSeq and is a predicted model, not a curated record. Gene Ontology annotation, biological process: regulation of transcription by RNA polymerase II.
CGCACGUGCGUCUAGCGUGCCCCCACAUCCCACACCUAAUAAAAACCUUUCCGAACAAACUUCAAUAAAACACAAAGUGAUACAAACACUCGAUUCCAUUGUGCAUAAUUUGUGACCCGCGGACGUGACAAUCUGUACCCGCCGCUGUGACAUGACUCAAGUGCUCUAUCAAUUAAAGUUGUAAUUGUAUUUUUUUUACUUCCACGAUAGAUUAAUUAGAUCUUACAUGGAACCGGAACGCAUCUAAUUAAUGUAUGGAAUUUAUUAAAGCUACUACGGACUUUUGGAAGAUAUUUAUGGAACAUUUCUAAGUCAACAUUUAAAUGCGACCCGAAAACCUGGAAUCGCCGCUGUCAGCAGUUCGCGACACCAAGGGCAGUGUGUACGCUAUGAACGAUCAGACGUUUCAUACUCCAUCAUUUGGCGACGAAGAGUUCGACAUCCCGAUGAUCCACGGGCAGCAUGCGGCUAGCGCCGGAGUCCAGAACUCGCACAUGCAGUAUACACAACUACACCACUCCGCACCACAGGUGGGUAUGAUGAACCCGGCACAAGACGGUCUGGCACCGCCGGGGGGAGCGCCCUCUUAUCAACAACCUCUUUACUUACAAGAGCCUCAUCCUCCUGUCACCUCUCAUAGUACGGCAGCAGCCCCCGCAGGGAACUACAUGAUCCAGCAACAGCCUGGAGGCCAACAACGCCUGCUGAUGAUGCAACCUGCGCAAGUCAUGAGUGGUCCACCUACUCCCAGCACACCAACCCAACCAUCGGGUCCCGUCUACGGAUCACCACAGAGAGCUUCCCCCCCUGGGACCACAAGUGAUGACUCUGAUGACAGUGUACCUUCACAUCACUCACAGUUGCCUGGUGAUGCGGAAAGCCUUCUGCCUAUCCAUUAUUGCUCAGCGAGCCGGCAGCAACAAACUACGCUUCAUCAGAUGGGUGUAGGAAAUAUGGCAGUUAAGAGGUCUUCCCCUGAACCGAUGGACAAUGGUAUGAAUCGUGGACAAAUGCAGAAAAAACCUAAAGUGCAGAAAAAGAAGAAGAAAAGAGAUCCUAAUGAACCACAAAAACCUGUAUCGGCGUAUGCACUGUUCUUCCGAGAUACACAAGCAGCGAUUAAAGGACAGAAUCCUAAUGCUAGUUUUGGCGAAGUGUCCAAAAUUGUUGCGUCAAUGUGGGAUGGAUUAGAUUCUGAACACAAAAGCGUGUACAAACAAAAGACAGAAGUGGCCAAGAAAGAAUACUUGAAAGCACUGGCAGCUUACAGAGCCAGUUUAGUAUCUAAGGGAGGGGAACAAGAGAAUCAAGCAAUGUAUAAUCAUACCAAUAGUGCCAAGCCAACUUAUGGCAAUUAUUAUCAAGGACAGCCGUAUGGGAAUGGACACUCGCCUCAGGGCUACAUGCCGAAUGCUGCGCCCCAGGGCUACACGCCUCAGGGCUAUCCCGGUGGUCAACCACAAGCUUCCUAUCCAGGUCAACCUACACAGGGAUACCCACCUAACCCUCAACAAUCACCUCAGAGCUACCAGGGUGCUAUGCCUCACAAUCCACAGACAUACCAAGGUAUGCCUGCACAGUCACCACAGGGAUAUCAAGUGAACCCAGCGGCUUCACCUCAGGGAUGUCAGCCUAACCUAGCACAGUCUCCGAGAAGUUACCAGGCUGCACAGUCGCCUCCCAACUACCCUCCCAACUCCGGACUGUCACCCCCUGGCUACAGACAAGUACAAUCCCAGUCUCCACCUAUGGGCUCUGUACAUGCUAUGCAGUAUCACCAACAACAGCAAAUUCAACAACAACAGCAGCAGCAGAUUCAACAGACACAUCAACAGAUGCAGCAGGCACACCAAGUUCAGCAGUACCAGCAACAGCAUCAGCAGCAGACACAGCAGCAACAGCAGCAGCAGCAACAACAACAUUUGCAGCAGCAACAGCCUCAGCAACAACAUCAACCUCAACAGCAGCACCAGCCUCAACAGCAGCACCAACAACAUCAGCAAAAUCAGCAGCAGCAGCAACAACAACAUCAGCAGCAUCAACAGAACCAGCAACAACAACAGUUGCCUCAGCAACAGCAACCACCACAACAGCCACAGCAAAACCAAGCUUUGAAAAGUGAACAGCAUUCACCUAACAGCAACGGAAGUGCUGGGAUGCCUCAGCAGUCUCCAGAUCAAAAUGAAAAUAGAAGCACUCCAUCGUGCAUUCGCCAGGGGUGCACGAAUCCUGCCAUUGCAAACAGUGAAUGGGAGGAUGAAUACUGCUCCAACGAAUGUGUAGUUAGUCACUGCAGAGAUGUAUUCAGUUCCUGGGUGGCUUCAAACAACAGCAACCAAAUUCAGAACUUUUCAGCAGUAAAAUAAAUGUAAUGUACAUAUCAAACUUGAUAUAAUUCACUUAUUAUUAGCGAGUUCGCUAUGGAUCUAUAAAUUCAUUAUAUUUAGUGUAAUUUCAAUGGUUUUGCUAUUUAUUUCAUGUUACAGUUUUGUGAAAUAUUGCAUUUGUUAUAUUUGAUCUUAGAGGGAAAAUUACUUCCCAAUAAUGUGGUUCCAAUUGAGCCUAUAAGCAAUAAUUAUAUUGAAUAAGAUGAUCUUAAAGAAACUGAUUUUGUACAUAUUUUGGAAUCGCAAAUGUAUAAAGACUGUAUAGAGGAGAAUGUCACUGAAAACUAGAAGUUUUACUUUUAUUAUAAAUGAACAAGCAACAUUUAAUACAAAAAAUGAAGAAUAUUCAGAUUCGAAGUAGAUUUGUCAAUAUUUAAGUGGUAAUAAGUAGCUAAAUUGGAUAUUAGCGCAGGUGUUACGUAAAACACUAAAAUGAAUGAAAUCAUGAAGCUAUUCUAUGUAUUAUUGUUAUAUAAUGAAACCAUAACAUUACAUGGACUAUUUAAAAGUUCUCAAAAAUGCAAGAGACAAAUUAUGGUAGAGAUUUGUGAGCCAGCUCAUAACUGGUUGAAUCACGCUUGGAACAAGAUUGUGGAUUAGUUGAUAACAGACCCCAGUUUUCUGCUCAAAGCAGCAGGUUACAGAGACCUAUUAAGGUUUCCACAAUGCCCUGUCCUGUCUAUUAGCAAGUUUCGAGCGAGGGGUACUGUGUUUGUGGCUGUUACGACUAAUUAUUAAAUGAAAAAACUUCGCCUUAAAUAUUAUGAAAAUAUUAUACUAAUGUAUAUAAAUGAUUAAGUAAAUUUUAAGUAAAUAGUAAACUCAAAUACUGCAUGAUUGGUUAUGCUAUAUUGUUAUUCAAUAUUUCAGUAUUGUUGAUUUAAAAUCAUCGUUUACUUGGUAGCAUUUAUUAAUACGUAUAAUAUAGUCGGUCGCGGGUCGUACACGUGAAAAGUCGACGUUGCGGGGAUGGAAUUAGCAUUGAUAGUAGCACUUAUUAUGUGAUAAGCAAGAGUUAUGUGUAAUUAGUUCAGCUUGGUGAUAAAUACUACAUUUAUAACAUAUUUUUUCAUAAGUAUCAUUAUUUAGAAUGUACACGCACUGUAAAUUUCAAACUGAUAUACCUACAUAGCAAUACUUCCUUAGUUCUCUAGGAGUUGUGUUUAGAAUAGGAUUUAGCUGGACCAAAAUUU